UAUCCCCUGAUAGCAAAAGAAAACAAGCGACGCGUCGACCUUUGCGUAAAAUAAGCGCCACUCCCUCCUUUUCUUUACCUUCCUUUCCUUUUCUAUGGGCUAAGCGUUAUACUCGUCUUCGCAUAUUCCCUCUCUCUCGCACUGACACAUCCAAGCUUUCUUUUAUAAGAUCCCCAACGAUCCAUUCCCUGACCAUACCUGUUUCUCAUCGCUACGAUCCCAUCUCCAUUUUUGUCCCUUACUACCACCGUUCACAUUUUCUAUUUCAAAUAAUAAUCUCUCUGUUAUUCCAGAUCAGAGCUUUAUUACUAAUCAGCAAUGGCUGCUGCCACGGAUAAGCUUACUCCUCUUAAGUCUGCUGUGGCUGGACUCAAUCAAAUCAGUGAGAAUGAGAAAAAUGGAUUUAUUAGCCUCGUUGCUCGCUAUCUCAGCGGGGAAGCACAGCACGUGGACUGGAGCAAGAUUCAAACACCAACUGAUGAAGUAGUGGUUCCUUAUGACACUUUGGCGCCUGUUCCUGAUGAUCCAGCAGAGACUAAGAAGCUUUUGGACAAACUUGUCGUUUUGAAGCUUAAUGGAGGAUUGGGGACAACAAUGGGCUGCACGGGACCCAAGUCCGUCAUUGAAGUUCGUAAUGGAUUGACAUUCCUUGACCUUAUUGUCAUCCAGAUUGAGCAUCUCAAUUCCAAAUAUGGAUGCAAUGUUCCUUUGCUUCUAAUGAACUCCUUCAACACUCAUGACGAUACUCAGAAGAUUAUAGAGAAGUACUCAAAGUCAAACGUUGAGAUUCACACUUUCAACCAGAGCCAGUAUCCUCGUAUAGUUGUUGAAGAUUUUACUCCCUUGCCAUGCAAAGGACAGACGGGCAAGGAUGGAUGGUAUCCUCCUGGACAUGGUGAUGUGUUCCCAUCCUUGAAGAAUAGUGGCAAACUUGAUACUUUGCUAUCGCAGGGCAAAGAGUACGUGUUUGUUGCCAAUUCAGAUAACCUUGGUGCUAUUGUUGAUUUGAAAAUCCUAAGUCAUCUGAUCAGAAACAAGAAUGAAUACUGCAUGGAGGUGACACCCAAAACCCUAGCUGAUGUAAAGGGUGGUACUCUCAUCUCUUACGAAGGGAAGGUUCAGCUAUUGGAGAUUGCACAAGUCCCUGAUGAACAUGUUAAUGAAUUCAAGUCAAUAGAGAAGUUCAAAAUUUUCAAUACAAACAAUUUGUGGGUGAACUUGUCAGCAAUUAAACGGCUUGUAGAAUCCGACGCACUAAAGAUGGAGAUAAUUCCUAACCCAAAGGAAGUAGAUGGAGUUAAAGUUCUUCAGCUAGAAACUGCCGCUGGUGCAGCUAUUAGGUUUUUUGAUCAUGCAAUUGGUAUCAAUGUUCCUCGAUCUCGUUUCCUUCCAGUGAAGGCAACUUCAGAUUUGCUUCUUGUCCAGUCUGAUCUUUACACCUUGGAGGAUGGCUUUGUUAUCAGAAAUAAAGCUAGAAAGAAUCCUGCAAAUCCUUCUAUUGAGCUGGGUCCAGAAUUUAAGAAGGUUGCCAACUUCUUGAGUCGAUUUAAGUCUAUCCCUAGCAUCAUUGAGCUUGAUAGCCUUAAGGUGACGGGUGAUGUAUGGUUCGGUGCUGGUAUCACUCUCAAGGGAAAAGUGACUAUAGCAGCAAAACCUGGUGUAAAACUGGAAAUACCAGAUGGAGCUGUAAUUGAGAACAAGGAAAUCAAUGGCCCUGAAGACCUGUAAGAAGUUUGCCGGAUUUGAAAUGCCCCUGCAGAGUUCCUUUGCCAUCUUUCAGCACCUAUGCAUUUUGAUAGGAGAAUAAGAGAGUGCUUUUGUUUGUUGUAUCUGAAUUCGGAAUGUCUUGGUUACCACAAACCACUUUUUUGUUCAUAGAAGCAAUCUUUGAUAAGAGUGUAAAACUACUCACGAGUGUGAUGAUGAUUGUAAUGUGAAGAAAACUUAUGCCCCAAUUUCUGUGACAAUUACUCUUGGGUUUUUCCUAAAUGUGCCAGAAUUGGCGAGAUUAGUAAAUUAUAUUUCGAUUUCUUCCUUUU
Jatropha curcas is the source of this 2039-nucleotide messenger RNA. RefSeq names its product UTP--glucose-1-phosphate uridylyltransferase. Gene Ontology annotation, biological process: UDP-alpha-D-glucose metabolic process. Lineage: Eukaryota; Viridiplantae; Streptophyta; Magnoliopsida; Malpighiales; Euphorbiaceae. Gene Ontology annotation, molecular function: UTP:glucose-1-phosphate uridylyltransferase activity. The record is from RefSeq and is a predicted model, not a curated record.